UUUGUUACAUUAAAGACAAUUUGAUUAUUUCUUUAUAAGAAACAUGUUACAUAAGUCUUACUCUGCAAGCAAACUUAUGGUUGAAUAAUCAAGAAGCAUUUAACUUCAUAUUUAUCUUGGAUUCAUCUUUUAUAUUAUUGUUACUUGAUUUUCUUUAUUCUUUUGUACACAUGUAACAGUAGACCAUGGAUCGCCGGAGUUGGCCAUGGAAGAAAAAGUCAUCUGAUAAAGCAGUUGUUGUAUCAGAAUCUGCUGGUGUCCCUUCUUCAGCUGCCUCACAAAGUGACAAGGUGAAACAAGAUAGCUACAAAAAGCCAAACUAUGUCCAGAUUUCUGUGGAGUCAUAUUCCCAUUUAACUGGAUUGGAGGAUCAAGUCAAAUCAUAUGAAGAUCAAAUGAAAUCAUAUGAAGAUCAAGUGAAAUCAUACGAUGAACAAGUGAAACGAUACGAAGAUCAACAACUAGUAUAUGAAGAUCAAAUUAAAAAUUUAGAAGAUGAAGUCAAGGAAUUGAAUGAGCAGCUUUCUGAAGCCCAUUCAGAAAUGACAACAAAGGAGAAUCUUGUCAAACAACAUGCAAAAGUUGCUGAAGAAGCUGUUUGUGGUUGGGAAAAAGCAGAAGCAGAAGCAGCAACCCUAAAAAACCAUUUAGAAUCAGUAACUUUACUAAAACUUACUGCUGAAGAUCGAGCCUCACAUUUAGAUGGAGCUUUAAAGGAAUGCAUGAGGCAAAUAAGAAACCUGAAAGAAGAACACGAACAAAUCAUCCACGAUGUUGUUCUUGCAAAAACAAAACAAUGGGACAAAUUAAAACUCGAAUUCGAUACAAAAAUCUCGAAUCUUGAUCAAGAACUGAUGCGAUCAGCUGCUGACAAUGCUGCAAUUUCAAGAUCUUUACAAGAACGCUCAAACAUGUUGAUCAAAAUGAGUGAAGAAAAAUCCGAAAAGGAAGCAGAAAUCGAAAGGUUAAAAUCCGAUAUCGAAUCAUGUGAAAGAGAAAUCAAUUCUUUGAAAUACGAAUUACAUAUUGUUGCUAAAGAGUUGGAGAUUCGAAAUGAGGAAAAAAACAUGAGUGUUAGGUCUGCUGACGUGGCAAAUAAACAGCAUUUAGAAGGUGUGAGAAAGAUAGCUAAAUUAGAAGCCGAGUGUCAACGUCUACGUGGACUUGUGAGAAAGAAAUUACCGGGUCCCGCUGCUUUAGCUCAAAUGAAACUUGAAGUUGAUAGUUUAGGGAGAGAUUAUGGUGAGUCACGAGUCAAACGGUCUCCGGUCAAACCCCCGAGCCCACAUAGUCCACACAGUCAACAUAGUCAACAUAGUCAAAGCUUUUCUUCUUUGCCCGAUUUUACCCUUGACAGUUUACAAAAUUACAAAAAAGAAAACGAAAUGUUAACAGAGAGAAUACUAGGAAUGGAAGAGGAAACAAAGAUGUUGAAAGAAGCUUUAGCUAAACGUAACACUGAGCUACAAGCUUCUAGAAACAUUUGUGCUAAAACAGUUAGUAAGCUUCAGAGUCUUGAAAGUCAAGUCAAAGGGUAUUCUGGUCAAAUUCAAAACGCAAGUAACGCCCCUAGUGUGGCUUCCUUUUCUGAAGAGGGUAAUGAUGAUGAAGUUAGUGUCACAGGUUCUUGGGCUACAGCUUUGAUUUCUGAGUUGACUCAUAAUAAAAAAGAUAAUAAUAAUAAUAAUAAUAAUAAGAUUCCUGAAAGUCCUCAAAGAUCUGAAAAUGCAAACAAUUUGGAGCUCAUGGAUGAUUUCUUGGAGAUGGAAAAGCUAGCUACCGACUCAGUGAGUAAAGAAACACCAGAGACCGAAGAAUUAAAUCCAAAGGGUAUAAACGUAAUUUCACACGAUGAUCAAGAAUUGGGUGAUGCGAUUUCUGGGAUUUACAAUUUUGUAAUGACUGUUGAAAAGGAAGCAAAAUCUGUGGUGGGAGUUGAAGAGAAUGGGUUUGUGCAGAAGGUCGAGGGGUUUUCGGUCAUUUACAAAGAGAUUGAGGACAAAAAAGUAAAAUUGCAAGAUUUUGUUGUUUCUCUUUCUGGUGUUCUUGGUAAAGCUGGUGAGCUUCGUUUUACUUUUGUGAAUGAUGCUGAAACAGAUUCCACUUCUGACCCUGACAUACCCCAUGAAAAUGAGAACUCUGUACCUACCUCUGAAACAACCGUAUCCCCAUGGAAAUGUUCAUUUGAGGAGUUUGAAGAGUUGAAGUUGGAAAAAGAGAAGAUUUUUAUGGAUCUUGAAAAAUGUAAUGAGAAUCUUGAAAAUACAAAGCUACAGUUGAGUGAAACUGAGUUGAGUUUGAGUGAAGUGAAAUCUCAGUUGACCAAUGCUCAAAAGUCAAACGGGUUGUUUGAGACUCAGCUUAAGUGUAUGGCUGAAUCUUAUAAUUCGCUUGAAGUUCGUGCAAAUGAGUUGCAAAAUCGGGUGAAUGUUCUAGAAGAAAAGAUUACAGUGUUGGAUAAUCAGCUAGAAGAAGAGAAGAAGAAUCAUAAGGAGACUGAGGAAAAGUGCAAAGAUCUUCUAGAACAAUUGCAAAGGAUUGAAACCGAAAACACCCCACCUCCAGUUGCUGAGACGGAUGGUAAAAGUAACCAGGAGAGAGAAUUAGCAGCAGCUGCAGAGAAAUUAGCAGAGUGUCAAGAAACAAUAUUCCUCCUAGGAAAACAAUUAAAAGGCAUGCGACCUCCAACAACCGAAUUCAUGGGGUCUCCAAUAAGAGAGACAAGUCAAAAAAGUCAAACAUUCACAGAAGAAGAUGAAGAAGAAGAAGAAGAAGAAGAAGAAGUUCUUUUCCACAAAAGCAAAGUGAAAAACUUGUGUAGAUACUACUACUACUACUACUAUGGAGAUUUUGGGAUUGUUGCGAGUGGAGAUGAUGAUGACAUAAGUUUUUGAUGAAAUAUGUUUUUAACUUUUGAAGAAACAACUGUUGUUGUUUUAAGUUAAAACGAAACAGAGUGGUUGGAUUUGCAUGGUUUUAAAUUGGUUUGGUUUGUUGGUUUUGGAUUGUGGUAAUUGUACAAGUUUGUAAAGGGAAAAACGUAGGCUUAUAAGGUUCAGAUGAUUGUAUUUGCUUGUUUGCAACUUUAAUGUGUUGUACUAUCUUAUUAUUUAUUAAAUUUAUGGAUUAAUA
Messenger RNA from Lactuca saligna, 3132 nucleotides. The record is from the annotation of a GenBank genome assembly. NCBI's taxonomy places the organism in Eukaryota, Viridiplantae, Streptophyta, Magnoliopsida, Asterales, Asteraceae.